AUGCAAUCCACCAUGGCUUCAUUUGCUCCAGAUCAACCACAGCCAUAUUUCUAUCCACCUGCUAUUCCGGAAUAUCAAAGAUCCAACCCCAAUUCCCGAAGAGCGUCAGCAGCAACCGUCGCCAAUCAUUCGUCCAGCAGAUCAUCCAGAUCAACGCGAGACAGACGUCGAAGUUCUGGUGCAAUUUCCACGCAUUCUCAGCAACAAAAACCCAAGAAAUGCAUUGGAGAUUAUGUAGUGGGAAAGACGCUGGGGAAAGGUGCUUCAGGCCGAGUUAAAUUGGGUGUUCAUAGACACACAGGAGAACAAGUUGCUAUAAAAAUCAUUAGCAAAGCGCAUUUAGCUGCAAAUCCUGCCAUCGAAAAAGCUGUACGAAGAGAAAUCGCCAUUAUGAAGUUGAUUCACCAUCCAAAUGUCAUGUCGCUCAUUGAUGUGAUUGACGAUCCAGCAUCUUCAGAUUUAUAUCUCAUACUGGAAUAUGUGGAGGGUGGCGAGCUGUUUGAAUACCUUGUCAGCAAAGGGAGAUUGGGCGAGGCAGAAGCAAGACACCAUUUCCAACAAAUCAUUAUGGGACUAGAUUAUUGCCAUCACCAUCUGAUCUGUCAUCGUGAUUUGAAGCCUGAAAAUUUGCUUUUGAACUCUAGAAACGGCAUCAAAAUUGCUGAUUUCGGCAUGGCAUCACUCCAGCCAUUAGGUUCCAUGCUUGAAACUAGUUGCGGGUCUCCUCAUUAUGCUAGUCCUGAAAUCGUUGCUGGCAUGCCAUACAACGGUUCCUCGUGUGAUAUUUGGUCUUGUGGUGUUAUUCUUUACGCUUUGUUAACAGGCCAUCUCCCAUUCGAUGAUGAGAACAUCCGUCAACUGUUAAAGAAGGUCAAGUCAGGUAAAUACAUUAUGCCCGACAACAUAUCGCGCUCAGCCCAAGAUCUCAUCCGCCGCAUACUCGUUGUUGAUCCAUCCAAGAGACUGAAUAUGCAGCAAAUCAUGUCUCAUCCAUGGUUUCGGGAAACUGAACCCACCAACAUUUCUGUGCUUCCGGUUCCUCCUACUGAAAAAGAAAUCGGGCAGCCUGUAAAUGAUGCUUCUGAAAUCGAUGAUCGCAUACUGGAAACAAUCAAGUUUUUAUGGGGAGAAUCAAACAAUCAAGCAGUGAUCAAUGCACUGAUUCAAAAAAAACACAAUAUGCAAAAGGUGGUCUAUGUGCUUUUGCAACAGCAUGCAGAGAGAUAUUGGCAGGCAGAUCACGAUGAUGAGAGUGAUGAUGACACCGAGGAUGCCUAUUCAGAUGCCCCUAGACGUCGUUAUAGAACCAUUGGCCAUAGAACCGAGCGUGACAGACGUUGCCACUCCAUGGUGGACGCCAACAGUAACGUUAUCAAGUCAGGGUCUGCUACUACAGCCAGAAAGAAUUCCGCUGCAGUUGUAGGCAGUCGCCCAGUUGCGCCUUGGAUGCCAUCCGAUGCCUCUGUGCCUUCAUCACCCGUGCAAUCGAAACCCGACGUGCUUCGUCGCUACUCGGCUGCUACUAUUCGAUCUGAACGUACACCUACAUUUGUUGUGGAUGAUCUACCUGCUAGUCCUGCAGUGCCCAGCGAUGAAAAGAAGCCUAAAAUGAAGAAGAGCGAAACUUUUUACGCUCGGUUUGUCAAAAACGUUCUGUCACCUUCUCGCAGACAGAGCAAAGAUGCAAGGAGCAGCCAAAACACAGAAGUGCCUCCCUCUGCAUCUCAACAGAGCAAUUGCCCAAGUACUACAAGCACAACGACAGCGCCUUCAAGUCCAGUUACUCCAACCCCUACUUCAAAGCCAAUUGCUGCAACACUGGUAGGCACAUUGAGACGCAAGAACCCCUUCAAUCGUACACCAAUCAAUACAACUGAUUUUGCCAUCUCCUCCACUUCAAUGAGGGAGCCUGCCUCGCCCACAGUGCCACCUAAAUCGGCACUGAGACCCUCCAGUCAUAUCCUACAACGCAACAAGGUAGAUCCUUCUGACGAAGAUCCCGAGGAGGAGAGCAUCUCCAUGGAACAGCAAAAGGAGAACCGCAAAUCAAACAAAUCAGCUACUCUCAGCGCUAAACGACUUUCGCUUCGUAUUCCCAAUGCCUUUAGAAACGACUCUACUGUCAAUUCGUCAUCCACAAAAAAAUUUGGCUUCACACUUGGCUCCAACUCACGUAAACAAAGAAAGCAGUUGGAUCUGUCACUCUUUCAAACCGAACAAGCUCAGCAAAAGGAAAAGACAAGCAGCAUCAUGGCAAGCAGCAAAAAGACACUUGUUAAUGAUUCCAGUCUGUUGCCUCCUCCUGCUUUAUCAGAUGGCAGUACAUUAAGUAGCAGUAGUAGUAGCACAUGCUCAAGCACUCACAGUGGUUAUUAUCAAGCAUUAACAUCGCCUUUACAGAAAGUACCGCCUACGUUCAAGACUGUCAUGAACAAGCAAUCCAACAGCAACGUGUAUGCCACUGGAAACCCUCGUAGAUCAAGCCAACUGUCAUUCAAAUCCAUGGACCGCAGAGGCAGCAAUAUCAGCACAUCUACAUUGGCACAGCAGCAACAGCAUAUGAAUAAUAACAGACCCACCACGCCCAGUCUGUUAUCCAACAGCUCUACCAUUGCUUCACCCACUACGCCUGGCAGCAAUAACAACGGCAUCCCAUCACAACCAGCCAAGGCAUCGUGGCUCAAUAACUUAUUCAUCUUCAAACAACCCAAAGUGUGCUCCCUGGUGGUUUACAGCACACACACAGCCGGUAUUUUAAGAUCAUUGCAUCGUUUAAUGAACAAGACAAACGAAGCUAGAUUCUAUGAGAAAUGCGAUAGAACAGGUGUUACUCGAUACAAGGCUGAAAUCAAGACAAAAUCACAGGAUGGUCAAAGACCACGUCAAGUUAAAUGUAGAAUUGACUUGAUUAUGUCUGAUCUGGAUCCCCAAAGCUGUGUGGUUCAGUUUACUCAGCAGCAAGGCGAUGCCGUUUUAUUGAACACAACGAUCCAGCAGCUUCAUGAAGCCAUCCUGAAAGAGUAUCCUUGCCCUUCCAAUAUCAUCAUGGCUUCAGAAUCUUUCAAGGAGAUGAAUUCUGUCAUUACUUCGGGUAUUUUGGCCGAAGACUACUAA
Molecule: messenger RNA, 3114 nt
Organism: Mucor velutinosus
Lineage: Eukaryota; Fungi; Mucoromycota; Mucoromycetes; Mucorales; Mucoraceae
Gene: CDC43
Product: geranylgeranyl transferase type-1 subunit beta
Exons: 8
Coding region: 1-3114 (1037 amino acids)
Biological process (GO): intracellular signal transduction; protein phosphorylation
Cellular component (GO): cytoplasm
Molecular function (GO): protein serine/threonine kinase activity; ATP binding
Source: RefSeq, a predicted model, not a curated record